AUGGCCUUUACAAACCCCAUAAUCACAGGCUUCUACCCAGACCCCUCCUGCAUCCGCGUCGGCGACACCUUCUACCUCGCCAACUCCAGCUUCCAGUUCUUCCCCGGCAUCCCAAUCCACAAGUCAAAAGACCUUGUAAACUGGGAGCACAUCGGUACAUUUUCCCUUGUCACGUCCAGCUCUCCACUAAUUGAGGAAACAGGAAACGCGUUCUCCCGCCCCUCGCAACUCCCCCUCGACCAAGCAACAACAAAAAUCAACAAUGCAGCCAAGAGCGAGAUCUUCACGGGUGGAAUCUACGCCCCGACGCUGCGCUAUCACGAGAGAGCAAAAACAUUCUAUAUCGUGUGUACAAUGCUGACGGGGUCAACGACCAUGGCGCCCAGCGAUGACUUCCAGCCGCGGAAUUUCAUCCUCGCCACGACUGAUAUUGCGAAUGACAAAUCUUGGAGCAAGCCCGUGUACUUUGACUUCCACGGAAUUGAUCCGAGUCUCUUCUUCAUGGAUCUGGAGGACGGGAGUACCAGGGUGUAUGUCCAGGGGAGCUGGAUGCACGGGUACAACAAGACGCCUGCAACAGUCAUUCGACAGGCUGAGAUCGAUGUUUCGACUGGGGCGCUUCUCUCGCCCUGGAGGGAUAUCUGGGCCGGUGCUACAGAAAAGGUCCCGGAGGGUCCUCACAUCUAUCACCGCGAAGACGGGUGGUUCUAUCUCCUGAUUGCUGAAGGAGGCACGCACGGCCGGCACAAGAUCACGAUGGCGCGGGCCCGGGACAUAUGGGGGCCUUAUGAGGGGUGUGAGCGGAAUCCUAUGCUAACGGCGGAGGGGAGUGACGCGGUGGUCCAGUGUGUUGGGCAUGGGGAUCUCUUCCAAGACGCACAAGGGAAGUGGUGGUGUGUGAUGCUUGGAAGACGGCAGUUUAAGGAACACCCGGGGUGCUGGCCGUUGGGGAGGGAGACGUUCAUGGUUCCGGUUGAGUGGGAGGAGGGCGAGUUCCCUGUUUUUGGGAGAGUGGAAGUUGAACAGCGUGUUUCAAGGGGACGGCAGGUUGGUCGGAUUAAGGUAAAGGAAAGGCAGUGGAGGGGGGUAGAGCUCGCGUCGCCGUUGACUGUCUAUCUGAGGACGCCAGAUUUGAGACAUUACGAACAGCAAGCAGACGAGAUAUUGCUGUUCCCUACGGAGAUGAAUCUCGGCGUGGAAAAAGGCACAGUGAGCUUUGUCGGACAGAGGCAGACCUCGCUUGACUCCAUUGCCAGGGUCAGCCUCCCCCUGGACAGCGCCGACACUACCGGGCCCUUCUGCGGGUUGACGGUGUACAAAGACACAUUCCGAUUUGUGGCUCUCGAGUACAGCGCAUCGGAUUCAAGUCUGAGUCUACAAAUCCAACAGGCCGAGAAGCCGCUGACGACUCUGAGCUCCGUCUCCGUCGAGGGCGACAUGGCCCUGCAACUGACCAUCACUUCAAGGCUGGCUAAAUAUACGUUUGAGUGCGUUAAGACAGCCUCCAAUGGGCAGACAGAGAGCGUUCAACUUGGCGAGGUUCCGUGUUCUGCUCUGAGCGGCGAUGAUUUCACAGGGACGGUAUACGCUAUAUACGCUCAUGGAGAUGGAGGUCCGGCUAGAUUUAAGGGAUUUGAGAUUUUGGAUUAG
Molecule: messenger RNA, 1650 nt
Organism: Aspergillus mulundensis
Lineage: Eukaryota; Fungi; Ascomycota; Eurotiomycetes; Eurotiales; Aspergillaceae
Exons: 2
Coding region: 1-1650 (549 amino acids)
Biological process (GO): carbohydrate metabolic process
Molecular function (GO): hydrolase activity, hydrolyzing O-glycosyl compounds
Source: RefSeq, a predicted model, not a curated record